Corylus avellana is the source of this 1791-nucleotide messenger RNA. RefSeq names its product phosphorelay protein. The record is from RefSeq and is a predicted model, not a curated record. Lineage: Eukaryota; Viridiplantae; Streptophyta; Magnoliopsida; Fagales; Betulaceae.
UACCAGUGUCUGUCACUCCAAAAAUUCCUGGGCAGCAACACUUCACGGCUCCCCAACCACCACAACGGCGGCGCAAUAACGGCAACGGGAAGGAGAAAACGCCACGAGGAGGAAAAAAAAUUCAGGAUCCGACGGAACCUCCCAAGAACGAAUGCUCUGAAAUUGACGUAGCGAGCAAGCCAUGGGGAGGAUUCUAGAAUCCCCGAGAAUCCUAUCAGGGGAGAGUUAAAAUUUGAAAAACAGUGUGCUAGAAAGUAUAUAGUAGUUUAAUCUGUAAUGGAUGUAAAGGCUCUGGCUAAGUCAAAGAGGGCUCAUACUCAACACCAUAGCAAAAAGCCGCACGGCCUUCAUACAAAUCAAAAACCAAAAGCCCCGUCUGAUGGGAGUAACGUUGCUGGAAAUGCAAAGAAGCCAUUGGGAAAGCAAGUUACAGAGAAAACCCAUCGGUCUCAGGGUGCGUCUAAACUCCCCUCAAAUUGGGACCGCUAUGAGGAAGAAUUUGAAGAUCCAUCAGCCAGUGAUGGCGCAGGUCAACCUUCUGAUGUUAUUUUGCCCAAGAGUAAAGGAGCAGACUAUCGUCACCUGAUUGCUGAGGCUCAGUCUCAGUCUCAGUCAAGUUUAUAUUUGGAUGGCUUUCCUUCUUUGGAUGAUGUUAUGCCCGGAGAAUUCAACCAGGGACUAGGCCCUAUGCUGUCUGUUAGGGGAGAGGGCAUUCUUUCGUGGAUUGGAGAUAAUAAUUUUGUUGUAGAAGACAAGAUAGCUGCAACUCAUGAGGCAUCAUUUCUCUCCCUGAAUUUGCACGCACUUGCUGAGAAACUUGCAAAUAUAGACUUAUCACAGAGGCUCUUCAUCGAAGCAGAUCUAUUACCAUCAGAGCUGUGCGCAGAGGGAUUAAAGACAAGCAGAUCUCAGGAAUCUGACCAGAUAAAAACAUGUAAUAGUGAAGUAGCCAGAACAAUAUCUGAAGAAUUUUCUGAGAAGGUUGAGAUUGCAAAUCAAAAUACGGAGUGUACAUCAUAUGGAUCUGCUGGCAGCAAUGAUGCAGAUCGAACCUUGUCUAGCCAAGAGUCAAUUUCAGUGAAUGCCGUAAAUGUUGAUUUGAGGCAAAUAGGCAAAUCUAGUCAAAUUGAAGCCCCACAGUCAACAGAAGAAUCCAAUUUUGAGGCAGCCGCUGCAGAAGAGGAAUUGAAUAUGCUUCUAGACUCUUAUAAUGAGACCACGAAGAUCGCUAAUCCCUCUGGCAUCAGGUCCAAUAAUGCCUUUCCUGUUUUCCAACAAGAAGCUUCUCCAUCUCCAUCCCCGCUUUCAAAGUAUGUCCCAGAUUCAUCUAAAACUUCACCCAUCAUUGCUGAUCUGGAUGACGCUCUUGACGACUUGCUUGAGGAAACAUCCAAUGUGACAAACAAAAAUUGUUUAUCCGAGUCUGUCGAAGGAAAGUCUGUCCUCGGUAUUGUUCAAUCUUCUUCCUCGUAUACGGGAACCAAGUCCCAGGUGUUAGAUGACUUUGACUCAUGGUUAGAUACAAUUUGAUUGGUUUUUUAGCUCAAAAUUCAUGUAACCUAAGUUCUUGUAUUGAACUUUUGUUCUAGGUUAGCUCUCCCCCUACCUUCAAAUUAAAAUUCUGUUGAGGGGUAAACGGCCACUAUACCUGCUGCACUUGUAUGGUGGUUCUGGUGGUGAAAGUUUCAAACCAUGAUACACUAGGAAAUUAACGACAUUAUACCUUGUUAUACAAGUUAUUCUCUGAUUAUAAGCAUGAACUCUGGUAGUUAAUUUAUUGUUGCUUGAUAA